This is a messenger RNA of Trypanosoma rangeli, 318 nucleotides long. RefSeq lists its product as uncharacterized. The transcript has a single exon. The record is from RefSeq and is a predicted model, not a curated record. The coding region runs from base 1 to 318 and encodes 105 amino acids. Lineage: Eukaryota; Euglenozoa; Kinetoplastea; Trypanosomatida; Trypanosomatidae.
AUGUGUGUGGCGGCACGCGCUUUGUUAGUACCGGCGCAGGUAUGUGCGGCCGCAUCUCACGGCAGUGGUGGCGGGAUGUGGGUGAGGGAGAUGAGGGAAAGGUCGGGGUCCGGGCAAAUGACGGGUCCACGCGACAUCUCUCGAUACACCACAAACACGUACUGCAGCACCACACCCUGGAUGUGGCAGAAGUCCUCCAGUGCAGAAGCGAUGACCCCUGCAACGCGGGCGGAGUACCGUGACGUCGCCCGACUCACCGUGAUAGCCAGCGCCAGCGACUCAUCCACCGGGCACAUGCCGCGCUUAACACACUCGUAG